This is a messenger RNA of Crotalus tigris (Tiger rattlesnake), 2904 nucleotides long. It is a transcript of the gene GYPC, whose product is annotated as glycophorin C (Gerbich blood group). The transcript is spliced from 3 exons. Lineage: Eukaryota; Metazoa; Chordata; Lepidosauria; Squamata; Viperidae. Bases 181 to 465 code for a protein of 94 amino acids. Gene Ontology annotation, cellular component: cortical cytoskeleton; membrane. The record is from RefSeq and is a predicted model, not a curated record.
UGUUUCCUUUUCCAGUGGUAAAUGGUCAAGAACCAUGCUGGAAGCAUCUGAACAAGCAGGGCUUUCUCCUGUUUGCUUCCCCAGUCUUUGCUGCAGCUUUGCUUCAUUCAUCUUUGGACGUGGAUAGGAAGCACAGUCAGUGCAAAAAGCAAAGGGGGAACAUUUCUGAAUGCUUACAGGAUGAAUUUCCAUAACAGUACAACAACAUCUGCUCCGCGUGCAAAUAUUGGAAGCUCUCCAACAAGCACAGAUAUUGCAGUCAUUGGAGGUGUCAUUGCAGCUGUGGUUUUAGUCUUGAUUUGCCUCUUGGUGGUGAUGCUGAGGUACAUGUACCGGCACAAGGGUACCUACCAUACCAAUGAAGCAAAGGGAACUGAAUUUGCCGAAAGCGCAGAUGCUGCUCUGAAAAAUGACCCUACCCUUCAAGAUGCCAUGGAUGAGAACCGAAAAGAAUAUUUCAUCUGAAAGCAAAGGCAGCACCCUUGAGACACCCUUUGUUUUUCUCUCCUUCACAAGGGUCAAUGCAUUUUUUUUUUUAAAAAAAGGCAGCAGGGUAUGGAGAUUACACAAAAGAGAAGAAGACGACUAAUUGAAAUAUUGCUGUUUAACAACAGCAAGGACUGGAUGCCAGAUCUAUAGCUGUUUAUUUGAUUAACCACAUCGCUCAGUUCAAUAUCAGAUAAACAGAAAGAAGUGUCUUAGGAUGAAUGAUUUAACUGAUAGCAGAUAAAAGCAUCAAAUGUCAAAUCCUGACAUUUUGGAAAAAUAUCUGGGUUAAUGGAAAGCCCCUUCAUAGAUAUACUGAUUCAUCUCUAUUGAUAUAAUAUCUUGAGGUGAAUUUAUAGCAGCAGGGGGAAAAAAACAAGCAUAAAAAAAGAAGGUGGCCCAAGAAUAUUGGCCAUCAUUCAUGUAUCUUGGUUUUUCUUAACCUGCAAAAGCUUAUCAAUGUGAAUAUGCUUAUUUGUUUGAUCAUUCUUUUUUUUUAAGAAUGCCCUGAAGUUGUUUCUGCUUUGUUAUGUUUUUUAAAACAAUGUCCUAGCAAUCCGAUUCUCACAGGAAAAGACAGAGAAAAGUUUUAAAAAUGAAAGAAUGUCAUUUCUGGAUAUUUCUUGCAGUGGUCAUAUCUAAGAGAUAGGUUUAUUGACUUCUUGACCUUUAAUGCCAUAUCAAUUAUUUUGAACUUGUACUUUUAUUUUAAAUAGUAGAGCUCUCUACCUCCAUCGGGUAUUACCUGCUUAAUGCUGAGAGUGAUCUCAGUAUUUAAACAGUAGCAGUUUAAAUUCAUUGAGGUAGUUCUACCUCAGCUGAGGGUGAGCUGUGGAAAAGAGAAUUUUAGAAGCAUAUGCAAAACCAAUCAUUUAAGUUCACAAAGUCUUUUCUUCGACUUUGCCCGAAAAUAGAAUGAGAUGCAGGAAAAUAAAAGUGCUUGAUUAGUAUUAGUCUUACCCAAAAUAUUUCUCUCUCCUUCCCCCAGCAAUCUGAUUUUAAAUUAUGCCCAAUUUCUGUGACUAAUGUAAUGUACUAGUCAUUGUUAGCUGUCUGACAAUUUCCCCAUGAUUAUAUUUUUGCUGGAGCUGUGGUUUACUAGAGGGGAUUAGCGGUGUAGUUUUUGUAGGAACAAUAGUACAAUUGCAGUAAUAAUAGUUCAGUGUUUUUUUCUUCACUGCUCAAAUUAUAAGAAAGCCAGAGAGCUUUUAUCUUUGAAUUUACUGAUGGCCUCCUUACUGUUGUUCUUAAAGAGUACAGGAGAAUCAUAAAUUAGCAAAACAAUGAAAGAACUCUGGAGCUGGGACAUCUCUGGAGGGGAUUGUGCAUUUCAUUAAAUUUCUUUCUAUAUUUUGCCUCUGUUAACCAGUCCAGUCCAGUCCAGACUGACUGCUGUAGAAAUUACUUUGGCAGGCCAAUCCCCCCUCCCCCAAUUCUGAGAAAAAGAUCUAAUUUUUAUAUGAUGGGCCUUCCUAGUCUCAUUUUAAAAAUCCUGUACUAAAUUAUUAUCUUCAGAAAUGUUAGUUGCAGGUGGACAAAUAUGCUGUGUGACCAGGAAACUGUCAAACACAUUAGAUGCUUCUUCUCUUCAAGUUCAUUUGAAUUCAAGUGAGUCAGGUGGUAGCAGAUUUGGGAUCACACUGAAGUAUGGAUGGAGUUUAGAUGUACAUACAAACCCUUGUGAGACAAAACCAUACAACAAGCUCAAUUCCUGAUAAUAUCAAGGUCAUAUCCAUAUAGCUUUCCUGGUAACUACUAUUCCUCCUCCUGAGGUCUGUUUUCAUCUUCCUGACUUAAUCCCAUGUUGGGAUUUCAUAUUGAUCUUAUUUCUAGGCUUAUACAUAACCAUAGGAAAAUCAGUUUCUGAAUGUGUAUGAUUUUUCAGUGUCCAACAUGAUUUUUUUUAAUCACAGCCUCUUCAUUUAUAACACAUUGCUGUUCUGUUGACAACUCUGACCCAGGGUCUGCAUCUUUCUGGUGAUCAGAAUUAUAUUUAAUUCCUGGGAGUGGCGAGAGUAAUUAAGUACCAUAGUGAAUAAACAGAGAUGGAAAAUAGGAAAAACAAUGUUAUUCACUUUGGGAAGCUGUCAUUUUCCAGAUUUAUUAUUUUACUUCCCUCCUGAUUUUGGUUUCUUUGUUUUUCCUAACAGCUACUCUUAAAGAAAAAUUAAGCUUCUUAUAGAGCUCAUAUAAUGUUUUUAUUGUGUUUUCUGCCUUAAUAUAAUGAGAAUCUACCUUGACGAUUUUAAUAAUUGUGCCAUCAAAUUUAUAACAGGAUAGUUCAAGGAAUUCCAAGUCUGCCAAAAGGUGCCUUAGUUAGCCUACCUCUGCUUUAACCAAAGAAAAAAGUUCAAAUGGCUUAACUCUCUCUCUCUUGUCUCUCUUUUUGGAAUAUUAAAAUAUAGGUAAAUAAUUUAA